Malassezia vespertilionis is the source of this 2901-nucleotide messenger RNA. RefSeq names its product sla2 Src-like adaptor 2 (gene SLA2). Lineage: Eukaryota; Fungi; Basidiomycota; Malasseziomycetes; Malasseziales; Malasseziaceae. Gene Ontology annotation, biological process: clathrin coat assembly; actin filament organization; endocytosis. Gene Ontology annotation, cellular component: actin cortical patch; clathrin-coated vesicle. The record is from RefSeq and is a predicted model, not a curated record. The transcript has a single exon. Gene Ontology annotation, molecular function: clathrin-cargo adaptor activity; phosphatidylinositol-3,5-bisphosphate binding; phosphatidylinositol-3,4-bisphosphate binding. The coding region runs from base 1 to 2901 and encodes 966 amino acids.
AUGAACGACGAGGUGCCACUGUUCAAGGCACUCAUCGUAUUCCACAAAAUCCUCCAGGAAGGUCAUCCCGUGGUUCUCCGUGAAGCGCAGUCGCAGGUGCAAUGGCUUGAAUCAUAUAUGCGUGGCAGCGGGAGCAUGGGUCAUCGAGGCUACGGCGUGUUGAUCCGCGCCUAUGUGGGCUUCAUCCUCGCCAAGCUGCGAUUCCACCGCCAGCACACCGAGUUUAAUGGUCUGUUCGAGUAUGAAGAAUAUGUCUCGCUCAAGAACAUUGACAACCCGGACGAGGGCUACGAGACGAUCAUGGAACUUAUGAGCCUUCAAGACCGUAUUGACAAGCUCCAAAACCUCGUGUUUUCCACCCUCGAGGGCCGCACGAAUGAGUGUCAAAUUUCGUCGCUAGUUCCCCUGGUAAAGGAAUCUUAUGGCAUUUACAAGUUUCUCACUUCUAUGCUUCGCGCAAUGCACCGCCGCAUUGAUGCGCUGGAUGCGCUCGAGCCUUUGCGGGGCAGGUAUAACCACCAACACCACGAGUUGCGCCGUUUCUACUUUGAGUGCGCAAGCCUCAAAUACCUUACCAGCCUGAUCAAUGUGCCCAAGCUAAAUACGGAGCCGCCUAGUCUCCUUGCAGCGCCGCCAGAAGUGCCUCACUUGCCGCCGCGCGAGCGAGACCCCUCGCCAUCGCCCGAGCCAGCGGACCCCGACCCCUCGCAGGACGAAAUUGAGCAGCAAGCGCGCAUGCUGAAAGAAUACGAGGACAAGCAGCGUGUGCUGAAAGACGCAGAGGCCGACGAGCAAGCGCGUCUUGCGCGCCUAGCGGCGCAACAAAAGCGCGAUUUUGAGGCGCAGCAGCAAGCGCAAGCCGAGCAACAACGCGAGGCGCAGGAGCAACUUCUUCACUCGCAUCAAAUGAAUCACAUUCACGGUCGUGUUGCCGAAAUGGAGCGCGAUUUGCUGCUUAUGCGCGGGCAGUACGAGCAAGAUCAAUUAAUGCUGCAGCAGUACGACGGUCGUGUGCGCACUUUAGAAACGGAGCUUGCCGCUUCUGGCCAAAACAUGCACGCACAGCUGGCGACGAAAGACGAAAUGAUUCAGCAGCUUCAGGAGCAAGUCCAGCAAUGGCGGCAAAAGUACGAGGCGCUUGCAAAACUGUACACGCAACUGCGCAAAGAGCACUUGGACCUUUUGGCAAAGUACAAGCAGGCGCAACUUAAAGCUGGAAGCGCGCAAGAAGCGAUUAAUCGCAUGGAGCGCAUGGAGCGCGAUGUAAAAGCUAAGAAUCUGGAGCUUAGCGACAUGAUACGCGAGCGCGAUCGUGCGCGCCUUGACUUGGAUCGCAUGCACGGCGGCGAGCGCGAAAUUGUGGAACGCUUGAAGCGCGAAUUGAGCUUUGCUGAAGAGCGCGCGCAGGAUGCGGUGCAAGCGCGCGGCGCUGAAGUCAGUGGUAUUUUGAGCCGCCUCAAUGCGCAGAUUGCGGAGCUGGAGGAGGAGCUGCAGCAGCACAAGUCGCAUCUUGAAGCAAAAGAUGCAGAGUUGCUCAUUGUUCAAGAAGGUAUGGACUCGACCAUUCGCCAGCUCAACGAGGUGCACCUUGAGCAAGGGACUAGCGACGAUGCGCUGAAUGCCCAGAUAGACACUGUCAUUUUGGACAACUCGCGCAAACUCAGUGCCAUUAUCGACUCGAUCCUUCAGGCAUGCGCCGACAAAAUUGACGAAGCACUCUACACGCUCGAGUCGCCAACCUCGGCAGGAAAUACGAGUGCCACGCCAGAGUAUGUCUUGUCCAUGAUUGAAAAGGCGCAAACAUCUGGAAACGCGUUUGCCGCUAUUUUUGCGCUUUUUCUUGAGCAGCAACAAGGCGGAGAUCACGUCGAAGUGAUCAAAAAUGCCAACCAGCUGGCACAGGCAGCCUCCGAGACGCUGCUCAGCUUCAAAGGCAUCUUGCGCUUUGCCAAAGAUGAGGACAGCACGGAACGGCUUACCGGCGUCGGUAUCGAGUCGGGCACCACCCUACUGCGCUUUUUUCUUAAUGCGCAGUCUUACCGGCUUGCGGGCAUGAAUGCAAACCAACGCAUGGGUGUGAUCACACAGCAAAACGCGCUUGCAAACCAAGCGCUUGGUCGUUUGUCGGAUGCCGCACAAGGCCUUAUUGCCUCUGGCCAGCACAUCAAAGCCGACGGCGACCUUGGCGACAUGAUUGAGCGUGAAAUGAUGAGUGCGGCCACGACCAUCGAGCAGGCAACACAGCGGCUGCAGAGCUUGUUGGCUCGCGACAAGGCUGGCUCGCGCUUCAGCGCGAUCGAGCUGCAAGUGCACGACAUUAUUCUCGAAGCGUCCUUGGCCAUUAUGCGUGCCAUCAGCGGCCUGAUUUAUGCCGCGACAGAGAGUCAAACAGAAAUUGUCGCCCAAGGCAAAGGGACCAGCACCGCACAACAAUUUUACAAGAAACACAACCGCUGGACCGAGGGCCUUAUUUCCGCAGCGCGCGCCGUGGCAUUUGCCUCGACACUUUUGAUCGAGGCUGCCGACGGCGUGAUUAUGGGCUCGCACAGCCUCGAACAGCUCAUUGUCGCGUCGAACGAGGUGAGUGCGGCCACGGUGCAACUUGUCGCCGCUUCGCGCGUCAAGGCCGAGUUCAUGUCCAAGACCCAGGAGCGUCUUGAGCGCGCAGCCAAAGCUGUUACGGACGCUUGCAAAGCGCUGGUCAAGCAGGUGCGCAUGAUCACCGACCGCCAGUCAGGCACGGAGACAAUGGACUACUCCAAGAUGGCUACGCACGAAUUUAAAGUGCGCGAGAUGGAGCAGCAAGUCGAGGUGCUCAAGCUCGAAAAAGAGCUUACAAAGGCACGUCGUGUUCUGGGAGCCAUGCGCCGUGCGGGCUAUCAUACGACAGAAGAAGAGUAG